Juglans microcarpa x Juglans regia is the source of this 1379-nucleotide messenger RNA. Its product is annotated as lipoyl synthase 2, mitochondrial. Gene Ontology annotation, biological process: lipoate biosynthetic process. Bases 123 to 1220 code for a protein of 365 amino acids. The transcript is spliced from 4 exons. Gene Ontology annotation, cellular component: mitochondrion. Gene Ontology annotation, molecular function: 4 iron, 4 sulfur cluster binding; lipoate synthase activity. The record is from RefSeq and is a predicted model, not a curated record. NCBI's taxonomy places the organism in Eukaryota, Viridiplantae, Streptophyta, Magnoliopsida, Fagales, Juglandaceae.
AUCCAGAUCCAUCGAGCCAUCGAGUCAUCUACAACCACCAAAAUCAAAUCCACCAACCCCAUCUCGCCCUCUCACUUCUCGAUCUCACGCUAGCAGAGGAGGGAGAAGGAAAGUAGAGAACCAUGCAGUCCCGCUUCAAAGCCAUUGCCACGAUUGGUAGACUCUUCUCCACCACCACCGCCCCCGCCACCGCCACCGAAUUCCCCAAGACCCUUGAGGGUCUCCGGGCCCGCCUCGCGCUCGAAUCCCCGACCCUCUCCGACUUCGCCUACUCCGUUGAGGUUGGCACCAAGAAGAAACCCCUCCCCAAGCCCAAGUGGAUGAAGGAGUCCGUCCCCGGCGGUCAAAAGUAUGUCCAGAUUAAGAAGAAGCUCCGCGAGCUCAACCUCCACACUGUCUGCGAGGAGGCCCGCUGCCCCAAUCUCGGCGAGUGCUGGUCCGGCGGCGAAACUGGCACCGCCACUGCCACCAUCAUGAUCCUCGGCGAUACCUGCACUCGCGGUUGCCGGUUUUGCAACGUGAAGACGUCGCGUACGCCUCCACCUCCUGACCCGGAUGAACCGGGCAAUGUGGCCGAGGCGAUUGCGUCGUGGGGUUUGGAUUAUGUGGUUAUCACGAGUGUGGACCGGGACGAUUUGCCCGACCAAGGUAGUGGGCAUUUUUCUGAGACGGUGCAAAAGUUGAAGGCGCUGAAGCCGAGUAUGUUGAUAGAGGCUUUGGUUCCUGAUUUUCGAGGAGAUCCUGGCUGUGUAGAGAAGGUUGCAAAAUCAGGGCUAGAUGUCUUUGCUCAUAACAUUGAGACAGUUGAAGAGCUUCAGAGUUCUGUGAGGGAUCAUCGUGCUAACUUCAAACAAUCUUUGGAUGUCUUAGUGUCGGCCAAGUACAGCGCUCCUGCUGGGACACUUACCAAGACCUCGAUAAUGUUAGGCUGUGGAGAGACACCCGAUCAGGUUGUGAGAACUAUGGAGAAGGUGAGAGCAGCAGGUGUUGAUGUGAUGACAUUUGGUCAAUAUAUGAGACCGUCAAAGCGACAUAUGCCAGUGUCUGAAUACAUUACGCCUGAGGCUUUUGAGAAGUAUCAAACUCUUGGCAUGGAGAUGGGGUUUCGAUAUGUUGCAUCUGGUCCGAUGGUCAGAUCUUCGUACAAAGCAGGUGAAUUCUACAUCAAAUCUAUGAUUGAAUCCGAUCGUGCUGCUGCUUCACAGCCUGUUUCAUGUUGAGUGUUUUUUCCUCCAUUACAUUGAAUAUCAUAAAUUCGUCACUUCCGGUGUAUCAUUCAAGUGAUGAUUUACCUGGUUGAAGCUCAAUCUGCUUAGUACUCAUAAAGUGGAAUAUACGGGAAUAAAUUAGACGAGAAGGCUUCUCUCUUGGGUGCCAAA